This is a messenger RNA of Oryza sativa Japonica Group (Japanese rice), 915 nucleotides long. RefSeq lists its product as uncharacterized. The record is from RefSeq and is a predicted model, not a curated record. Lineage: Eukaryota; Viridiplantae; Streptophyta; Magnoliopsida; Poales; Poaceae.
CCUCGCACCCGUCUCCCGCAGACAGAUCCGCCUCGAUUCUUCGCCGCCGCGACGAGCUCCCUCCAUGGCGCCGCCGCCCGCCGCCGCGACCUCCUCGUCGUCCUCCUACACCGACACCUCGGGCUCCUCCUCGGACUCGUCCUCGUCCUCGGGGAGCGACCGACGCCGACGCCGCGCCCGCCACCGCAGCGGCCACCGGAAGGAUGCCGCGGCGGCGGCGGCGUCCUCGUCGUCGGCGCUGAAGGCGCGCAAGGACCGGAGGUCACGCCACAAGCGGCGCCGGAGGGAGCGGCGGCGGUCCCCGUCCGACGACGACAGCUACAGUAGCUCAAGCUCUUACGACAGUGAACAUGAGGGCAAAUCAUGCAAGCACAAGAAGAGCAGAUCAUCAAGGAAGUCUAGGGAGAGGGAGCGAAGCAAGGAUAGGCAUUCUAAACGAGACAAGAGCAAACAUAAAGAGAAGAAAGAUAGUGAACGUACUAGUGGCCCUGUGCAGCUCUCCAAGUUUCUUGGACGUGACAAGGAUGAAGGUGUUCAAAGGAGUGCAAUCUCUGGUAAAAAGAUAAUGAUGAAACUUGAGAAAUCCAAGGAAGACAAGCAGGCAGAGAGCAAGCGCAAUGAAUUGUUGAAGUUUCUGAAUGCAAGUUAUGAUUGACAGUUUGUUGGAAGUGCUGUCAUUUGCUGCCUUUUGGAUUUGUCUUGAUACUACCGCUUAGUCCACCAGUGCUGUUGGUUAUAUUUACAAGUUUUUUGUUCCCUGUUAUUCUAGUUAUGGCAUGACCGUCUGUGUUCAUGCCAGCACUUAGAUAGUUGUCGCAUCACCGUUGUCACUAAAAACUAUUACAUUUGAUCCUGGGCUGAUAAUGUUUUCAAUUUUCAUGUUAUUACUAGCAUAUGCAUUUGAGUGUUUCCCGA